Molecule: messenger RNA, 1948 nt
Organism: Anarrhichthys ocellatus (wolf-eel)
Lineage: Eukaryota; Metazoa; Chordata; Actinopteri; Perciformes; Anarhichadidae
Gene: slc75a1
Product: major facilitator superfamily domain containing 10
Exons: 13
Coding region: 129-1490 (453 amino acids)
Biological process (GO): transmembrane transport
Cellular component (GO): brush border membrane
Molecular function (GO): transmembrane transporter activity
Source: RefSeq, a predicted model, not a curated record
UUGUCGUCCAAAUGUAAGAAGACACCGCUUCCUGGUGUGGACCUAUAAUAAUGGACUGAUGAGAGAGAGAGAGAGAGGUAGACCUGCUCGAGUCGGGAACAGAAAAGACGCCAUAUUUAGUCCCAGGAAUGUCAGCCGCAAACAAACCCGCAGAGGAUGGCAGCUCCUUCUCAUCAAAGGUCAUCAACAUUGUGUUUAUCACCCUGCUGUUGGACCUGCUGGGAUUUACACUGAUUCUACCUCUACUUCCUUCUAUUUUGGACCAUUAUGCACAAACGGGGGAUGGCGUAUAUCAGUCUCUGCAGAGUGUUGUGGACUGGUUCAGGGAGGUCGUCGGGAUUCCUAUGGAAAAGAAAUACAACAGUGUCCUGUUUGGAGGUCUGAUCGGGUCGCUGUUUUCUCUGCUGCAGUUCCUGUCGUCGCCUGUAACCGGGGCUCUGUCAGACCGUUAUGGCAGACGACCCUUGCUCAUUCUUACCACAUUAGGGCUGAUGUCCUCCUAUGCGGUCUGGGCUGUUUCCCGGAGCUUCAGCAUGUUCCUUUUGUUUCGGGUAAUUGGGGGCAUUUGUAAGGGCAACGUCAGCCUCUGCACUGCCAUCGUGGCCGACUUGCCUUGCCCAAAAGCACGGAACCGAGGAAUGGCUAUGAUCGGCAUUGCCUUCUCCCUAGGCUUCACUGUGGGACCUCUGAUGGGUGCCUACUUUGCCCUCAGCUCCAGAACAACAGGGAUUGUCUUCUACCAAACUCCAGCUCUGCUCGCCUUGGCCUUCAGCGUAGCUGAUCUGCUCUUUAUUUGGGUCGUGCUGCCAGAGACGCUCACAAAGGAUGUCCAGGCUUCAUCUUCGGGGUUCGGGGACUCCAGGGACCUCCUGAACCCAUUAUCUUUGUUCCAUUUUUCAGCUGUUACCAGGACAAAAGAUCCGCCUCCAAAAGAAAGAAUGCAGAAGCUUCAAGCGUUGGGCCUGGUUUAUUUCUGCUACCUCUUCCUGUUCUCUGGUCUGGAGUUCACGCUGAGUUUUCUCACUCACCAACGCUUCCAGUUUACAAGUAUGCAGCAGGGAAAGAUGUUCUUCUUCAUUGGUGUCAUCAUGGCUUUGAUCCAGGGCGGUUAUGCUCGCAGAAUCAAACCCGGGCAGCAUAUCAUGGCUGUUAGAAUGGCAAUCAUAGCAUUAAUCCCAGCGUUUAUUCUCAUCGGGCUCUCAUGGAAUAUAACGAUGCUUUACGCUGGCUUGGCGUUAUACUCAUUUGCGGCUGCAAUAGUAGUUCCAUGCCUGUCGACGCUUGUUUCUGACCACGGGUCGGCCAACCAGAAGGGUACAGUGAUGGGGAUUCUGCGAAGUUUGGGUGCCCUGGCCAGAGCACUGGGACCAGUUGUGUCAUCCUCCGUUUACUGGAUAGCUGGAGCUCAAACCUGUUUUCUUCUCACAUCAGCAUCUUUCAUUAUUCCUCUGGCUCUCCUGAGGACAGCCAGAAGGCUGAAGGAUGAGUGAGAGACACAAACCCUUGACAGAGCCUCUGCUUGCAGAGACAUUUUAUAGCUCAUAUGAAUGUUAUGAUGUUUACAUCUGCUGGUAAAACCUGUGUCUUACUUUGACACAAACAAAAAUAAUGAUAAGAUGUAUGCUUUCCGCACUGUUUGCCAAGCAUCAUCACAUGGAACAAAAUAAUGCAAGAAGACAAUGCACAUGCCAAAACCAAGAGAUGUUAUUGUACAAAUUAGGGUAUUGCCUUUGAAUGUGCAAAUUUAGAACUGCUCAUAAUGUGAAAUGUAUGGGUUAGAGUGGGGUACAAAUAACAUUUGUGUUAAUAGAUAUACUUUUAUAAUGCAGUAUUUUAUCAUGCACUCAGAUUUUAUAUUUUACGAAGCAACAUUUUAUUUUAGCUCACUUUACACAUGUGGAUAUUAUAUUUUCUUGCUUUAAAAAGAGAAUAAACGAGUUAGUCAACA